This is a messenger RNA of Aspergillus affinis, 1002 nucleotides long. Its product is annotated as putative C2H2 finger domain protein (Kin17). Gene Ontology annotation, molecular function: double-stranded DNA binding. Gene Ontology annotation, biological process: DNA replication; DNA damage response. The record is from RefSeq and is a predicted model, not a curated record. NCBI's taxonomy places the organism in Eukaryota, Fungi, Ascomycota, Eurotiomycetes, Eurotiales, Aspergillaceae. The coding region runs from base 1 to 1002 and encodes 333 amino acids. Gene Ontology annotation, cellular component: nucleus. The transcript is spliced from 4 exons.
AUGCCUCGCGCCGAAGCCGGAAGUACGAAAUCGCUCAGCAACAAGAUGAAAGCCAAAGGCUUGGGCAGGUUGCGAUGGUAUUGUCAGCUUUGCGAACGACAGAUGCGCGAUGAGAACGGCUUUAAAUGUCACGUCCAGAGCGAAAGCCAUGUCCGUCAGGCGCUUCUUGUCGGUGAAGAUCCUAAGAAACAUAUCGAAGAUUACAGCAGGGAGUUUAUAAAGAAUUUCAUGGAUUUGUUGCGGACGACGCAUGGAGAGAAGAAGGUGCAUGUCAACCAGUUCUAUCAGCAGGUUAUUGCGGAUAAAGAGCACGUGCAUAUGAACUCGACGAAAUGGACAUCGCUGUCCCAGUUCGCGGCGCACUUGGGUCGAGAGGGAUUGGUUCGCGUCGAGGAAACGGAGAAGGGCCUUUUUGUGUCGUAUAUUGAUCGGAGUCCGGAGACUAUGAAGCGUCGGGAGGCGAUCAUGAAGAAGGAGCGCCAGGAUCGAGGAGAUGAGGAGCGAGAACAGCGGCAGAUCCAGGAACAGGUGGAGCGCGCCCAGCAGAACGCUGAGAAGGAGGACGAAAUCGAUCCGGAGGCUAGGAACCUGCAGCGAGCGGAGGGCGAGAAGGUCAAAUUAAACCUCGGCUUUGGUUCUAAGCCCACUGCCACCGAGGAAUCGAAACCCGAGUCCGAGUCCAAGUCGAAGUCGAAGUCACAGUCGCCCACGGAAGAAAACGGUACAGCUUCGGAAUCUCCUGCCCCGGCGCCGGUCGAAGCGGCUCCGCAGCCAGCCCCGAAGAUCUCGAUGUCGUUCGGUGGGGAUAAGAAACCGAAGAAUGUCUUUGCUUCGGCGGCGAAGAAGAACCCUCUUGCCGGCAAGAAGGGCUCGGUCAUGGAAGCGCCCAAGAAGAUGUCGGAGCAGGAAAGAAUCAUGAAGCAGGAGAUGGAAGCGAUGGAACGAAAGCGCAUGCGUGGACCAUCUGGAUUCCCCAACGCCAAGCGCCCACGAGUGACAUGA